This is a messenger RNA of Lachancea mirantina, 1764 nucleotides long. NCBI's taxonomy places the organism in Eukaryota, Fungi, Ascomycota, Saccharomycetes, Saccharomycetales, Saccharomycetaceae. The record is from the annotation of a GenBank genome assembly.
AUGAAUAUGAUUGAUUCAGAAGCUCCCAUCGCACGAUAUCUAACACCAGAUUUGGUGCAAUUGAUUUUACCUUACCUUUCGUCUCGAGAUCUAAGGAAUUUAUCCCAGACAAAUCGGUAUUUCCACAAAUUAUUAGACUUCAAGGCAUCCAAUAUUUUAUGGCAUGAGCUAUUCCACAAGGCAUUUUCGCUCUCAAUGUGCGAUGAAGAACCGUUGACGACGUCUUUGAAUCAGGGGUUUUUGGGCUGUAGUGAAGCGAUUAUGAGAACAAGAUUCGCCGAUUUGGAUUGGGCAGAAUUAUACCAGAUGCGAGCACAACGGUUCGAGUUUUAUUCUUGGGGUUGUAUUAAGCAUGCGCGAUUAGGAUUCACGCCAAAUUCUCUAGAUUCGAUUCCCGAAGGCUCUUUGAAUAGUGGUGGAAUUCGAUUACAGUUUGGGUUCAAUCGUCCAAUCAAAGUGCCUUGGCCUGAGAGUGAUAGUCCAGGCACACAAAAUUCAAUUGUACAUGUGUCUGCUGGUGGAUUUUCCUUUAAUAUCCUUACAAAAUCUGGGAAACUUUAUACUACGGGAACGACUUAUAGUGGUGGCCAUAGAGGACCAGGACCCGCUAAUGGUCAAUCAGAUUACAGUCUUUUUGCAGAAGAAGUCAGAGACGCGGAGCAAAGUUUCCGUAGGAACUUAAAUCCAAUUGCAGUCUCAGGAAAUUUGAUGCCAAUCAAUCUGACAGGGACAAUGCCUCGGGGAUUUCAAUCGCCUAGUCGCAAUUUGGAAACUCCUCACGCUGACAUAUAUGCCCAGUUAUCAGAACUUGAGAAGGCUAAUGAACUUUUGCCGGGAAAUGAUCACGUAAGGCGGCUAUUCCCCGCAGAUGCCAUAAACCUUUAUCAAAAAGAGUUUUCGGGCGGUGUGCUUGAUCUCAAUCGCUUAAACUCUGUCAAGCUCAUCUCUGUUUCAUCUGGCCGAUCCCAUAUACUCGCUUUGAGUGACGAAAACAAACUUUAUUCAUGGGACGGACCUGAGGUCGAACAUGGAGUUCGAAUCGAGUUUCACGAACUCGACGGUUCCGCUCACCGUCCAAUUAUGAAGAUUGGGUCUGGAUGGAACUAUAAUUGCGUGCUUGUUUAUGGUGUGGGUUUAUUGGUUUGGAGCAGUCGUGAACCUACGAGAAAGGGUGAUUGUUCCGCUUAUGCGAACUACAAAAUUAUUCCUGGCACGGAAAAUAUCGGAGGUGACGAAAGAAUUGUUGAUUUUGCUUGUUGCACUGAUGGAUGCGUUCUCUACAUAAACGCCAAGGGAGAGGUGCUUUAUCUGUAUGCCAACGAACACGUCACAGCUUUCAAACCUCCUGUUGAGGGUAAAAUGGUCAAGAUUGUGGGAAAAUACGAGACUCUGGUUAUCUUCACAGAACUCGGAUGCUAUUCUUUAAAAAUUCAUGCAGGCCAUGUAAUUGAGAACAGCAUUGUUGCUUUGGACACAGACGAUAUCGAGGGAAGAUUUGUCUCGAUAGCUACCGGAGACUACCACACUAUAGGUUUAACUUCACAGGGAAAAAUUUACACAUGGGGACUAGAAAGUGAACUAUGUGGGUGUCUUGGCCUUGGCUCUGGGCAAGAUAUAGUCGAGAGACGCCAACUUGGAAGAUUUGAAAGCUCUCGCAGUAUAAGAGUUACCAAGCCAGCACCUGUAGAAAUGGAUUGCAAUUAUACGUGUGUCGCGGUCAGUGCUGGCGGAUGGCAAUCGGGUGCGCUGAUUAUGAGGCAUUGA